GUAAGAUGGCAGCGGACGGACAGUGCUCGCUCCCCGCUUCAUGGCGGCCGGUGACCCUCACCCACGUCGAAUAUCCUGCAGGUGAUCUUUCUGGCCACCUCCUUGCAUACCUGAGCCUCAGCCCCAUCUUCGUUAUUGUUGGCUUUGUGACACUCAUCAUAUUCAAGCGAGAACUUCACACUAUUUCUUUCCUGGGGGGCCUGGUACUCAACGAGGGGGUCAACUGGCUAAUAAAGCACAUUAUCCAGGAGCCCCGGCCCUGUGGAGAUACCCACUCCAUGGUGAAUACCAAAUAUGGGAUGCCUUCCAGCCAUUCCCAGUUUAUGUGGUUCUUCUCAGUCUACUCCUUCCUUUUCCUUUAUUUAAGAAUGCAUCAAACAAACAACGCCAGGUUUUUGGACUUGUUAUGGAGACACGUGCUCUCUCUGGGCCUUGUGACAGUAGCCUUUCUCGUCUCAUAUAGUAGAGUGUAUUUGUUGUACCACACCUGGAGCCAGGUUCUCUAUGGAGGUGUUGCAGGAAGCAUCAUGGCUGUUGCGUGGUUUGCCUUCACACAGGAGAUCCUCACUCCACUGUUCCCCAGGAUAGCAGCCUGGCCCAUCUCUGAGUUCUUCUUAAUUCGAGAUACAAGCCUCAUCCCCAAUGUCCUGUGGUUUGAAUACACAGUCACCAGAGCAGAGGCCAGAAACAGACAGCGAAAGUUGGGUACAAAGCUGCAGUGAGAGUGCUUGGGCGUGGCUGGGCCAGCCCCACAGAUCUGACUGGUAGGAUGCUGCCACGGAGACCUCGACAGACCCAAGUCACCACAUGAAGCCUUUUUCUUUUUCUUUUUCUUUUUUUUUAAUCAACAAGAGGGACCAAAGGCCAGACUGGGGCCUUCAGCAGGGAUCCAGAGGCCUGGGUGUUGGCUUGGGUGGCUUGCCAGGUGUCCCCACUGCCUAUGGGACCAGGAUGCAAAUGGACCUUGCCCAUACUACCACUGCACACUGAGAGACAGAAUGUACUCUAACAUUGGAGGCCAGAGGAAGGGGUUGAGGGUGGGAUGAUAGAGGAGAAAGAAGAAAGCUUUCAUCUGAGAGCUUGAGACAGAGUGAGUGGGGAAAAAUCGAACAGCCAAUUAUUUGCGUGGAGUUUAGGUGGUAUGAAAUAUACAUGCUAUUUAUUAUUUUUUUCUAAGAUUAAUUUGAUUUUUGAGGUGGGAGCUAGGGCUGGAGAAAUGCCUUUCUGAAGAGGAAACCAUUGAGGAGAGUUGGUUUCUCAGUGGCACAGGAAGAGUCUUAAACUCCAGACCAUUUGGAUGACAUCAGUUCCAUCUAUCUGCACUUUGUAUGGAAGAAACAAAGCUUGAUGGACAUUUUGCUUUGAACACUAGGAAGCAGCCUACCUCUCCUCUUAGCAUGGUUGUGGAACAUGGGGGCUUAUGGCAGAACAUCUGGGGAAAUCAUCCCUUUCUGAUUCCUAUCUUCUCUCUGCUGAUAAUAGCCUAUUAUGGUGGAUGCUGUUUCUGAGUAUUGUUCCCUGUAACACAGCUAUUUCCAUGUUUGGGAGAAUGAUAACUUAGAGAAACAGUGCUUCAUUGGUCUGGUUAUGACAUUUCUUGACAGCAGUGAUCUCAUCCAAGAGCCUUCUCUGAUCCCUGGCCGUGCAAUGGGUUGUACCUUCUAUAAUGAAAGAACUUUUUAAAAAUGUUAUUUACAUUGUAGAUGGGAAACCUGAGCUGUUUUACAGUUGUCUUUUUGUCUUGCCAUCAGGUAGCAAUUGCUUUUUAAUUCCUUUCACCUCUUCCCACUUCUAGUGUCCCAGACACUUCAGAUCCCCUACCUACCCACCCACCCACCCACUCAAAACAAAAAGGAAAGAACCUUGAAUUGAGCUAGGCGUGUGUGCCUGCAACCACUCUUCUUCCCCUGCUGGGCUCAGAUACUUGUCUUUCCUUGAGGCUUCACUCCAAAGGAGUGAGUGAAGUCUCAGCCCGUUCACGGGGGGCUACUACAGACUGGAAAUAUGUUAGCUGGCAAUAUGUUUGAUCAGACCAGGUCUCAUGCUGGACAGAAGAACUUGGAUGUCUUGAGGAAGUUGUCAUAAGGGUUAUUUUACUUGUAUGUGGGUCUCUUGUUUUAAAGUUGCUUUUAAAUGGAAUCAUUGAGGGGAAGAUAUGUCUAAACCCCAAGAAAUAUCUAGAAUUGAACUGGACAGUUUGGGACAUUUUCAAAUCACUGAAGAAAAAAAAUUGGUUUCCUGAGCUGCUGCUGCUGAAGCACGCCUUGGUGGUGCUUUUCUUUUCUCUUUUGCAAAGACAGUAUCCCCAAACCAUUCCAGAUGUCAGGAAAAUGGGCUUAUUUCCAGGGAAGUUAGGUCAGUCCCCAUAUUCCUCUCUCCUUCCCAUUUUAUUUUUUGGCCAGAGAUAAGCCAGAUGUCAGGUGGUUUGGAUUAAGACGAUAAAUAAAAUUGUUUACUAUUGUUUUAAAAUAAAA
Messenger RNA from Gracilinanus agilis (Agile Gracile Mouse Opossum), 2474 nucleotides. RefSeq names its product dolichyldiphosphatase 1 (gene DOLPP1). Gene Ontology annotation, molecular function: dolichyldiphosphatase activity. The record is from RefSeq and is a predicted model, not a curated record. The coding region runs from base 6 to 722 and encodes 238 amino acids. NCBI's taxonomy places the organism in Eukaryota, Metazoa, Chordata, Mammalia, Didelphimorphia, Didelphidae. Gene Ontology annotation, biological process: protein N-linked glycosylation; lipid biosynthetic process. The transcript is spliced from 8 exons. Gene Ontology annotation, cellular component: intracellular membrane-bounded organelle; endoplasmic reticulum membrane.